GCUGCCAGCGGGCGAUUGGGAUACCGGGCACCGGGCACCGCUGAGCAGUCGCCGCCCGCCUCGGCCUACUCCUCUCCCGGGAGUAGGAGUCGCAGCGCUCGGACCCGGGAGCGGCGGCGCCGGAGUCCGCGCACCGGGCAUGGACGCGCCGGGGGACCCGGAGGGCGCACCACCCCCAGGAGGUGAUGACCCUGCACCAAGUGCAAGAGGGACACCCAGCCGUCUUUCGAGAGAACAGCUUUUUAUCCUGAUAUCGGCAGCUUCCAUGAACUUGGGCUGUAUGAUGUCCUAUUCCAUCCUUGGACCCUUUUUCCCCAAGGAGGCUGAAAAGAAAGGAGCCAGCAAUACAGUUAUCGGGAUGAUCUUUGGAUGCUAUGCUUUGUUUGAACUGCUGGCCUCUUUGUUCUUUGGAAAAUAUCUUGUACAGAUUGGAGCAAAAUUUAUGUUUGUAUCAGGAAUGUUUGUCUCAGGAGGGGUCACAAUUCUCUUUGGUUUAUUGGACCAAGUUCCAGACGGACCGAUAUUUAUUGCUAUGUGUUUUCUAGUGAGAAUAACAGAUGCAAUAAGCUUUUCUGCAGCAAUAACUGCAUCUUUUUCUAUCCUCGCAAAGGCUUUCCCAAAUCAUGUGGCUACAGUACUGGGAAGUCUUGAGAUUUUUUCUGGACUGGGACUAGUGCUAGGGCCUCCUUUAGGUGGCUUCUUGUAUCAAUCCUUUGGCUAUGAGGUGCCUUUUAUUUUGCUUGGAUGCAUAAUUUUGCUGAUGGUACCAUUCACCAUGUACAUUUUACCUAGUUAUGAGGAGUCUAAUCCAGGUCAACACUCAUUCUGGAAACUCAUCAGUUUACCCAAGGUCGCGCUCAUAACCUUCAUCAUCACCUCGCUCAGCGCCUGCUUUGGCUUCCUUGACCCUAUUCUGUCUCUCUUUGUUCUGAAGAAGUUUAACCUACCAGCUGGACACGUAGGACUGGUAUUCCUGGGUUUGGCACUAUCCUACACCAUUUCUUCACCACUCUGUGGUCUACUAAGUGAUAAAAUGCCACAUCUAAGGAAAUGGUUUCUGGUUUUUGGAAACAUAAUCACAGCAGGAUGCUACAUGCUGUUAGGACCAGUCCCAGUCUUGCACAUUCAAAGUCAACUGUGGCUGCUGGUGCUGAUGUUAGUCGUCAUUGGCAUUUCCUCUGGAAUGAGUAUAAUCCCAACUUUCCCGGAGAUUAUCAGUUGCGCCCAUGAAAAUGGAUUUGAAGAAGGAUUAAGUACACUGGCACUCGUGUCAGGUCUCUUCAGUGCAAUGUGGUCCGUUGGUGCUUUUAUGGGACCAACACUGGGUGGAUUUCUGUAUGAGAGAAUUGGUUUUGAAUGGGCAGCAGCUGUACAAGGUCUGUGGGCUCUGACAAGUGGACUAUGGAUGGGCUUGUUUUAUCUGUGGGAGUACUCAAGGAGAAGAAGAAGAUCAAAACUUCAAAAUAUCCCUGGUACAGAGGAGGAACAAAGUGCUCUCUUGCCUGAUGAAAACCAGCCUUGAGAACCUUGGGAGACACAGGGUUGGGAGAUGGAUGUUCCUGGCCUUGAACAUUAAAGUUGGAAGUUUGAAAAGUGUUCUUAAUUUUACACACAGAACUCCAUGAACCCACACCAGCAUGCUGGAAGUGUCCAUAUAUUUUUGGAUGAUCCAUGAUGGGCUGCACAUACUGUUGUCCUGCAAAGCUGGCCUGCUGAGCCCUGGCCGGUUUGGCUCAGUGGAUGGAGUGUUGGCCUGUGGACUGAGGGGUCCCGGGUUCGAGUCUGGUCAAGGGCACAUGCCUGGGUUGCGGGCUCGAUCCCCAGUGGGGGGGGGGGGUGUGGGAGACAGCUGAUGGAUGAUUCUCUCUCAUCAUUGAUGUUUCUGUUUCUCUCUCCCUCUCCCUUCCUCUCUGGAAUCAAUAAAGAUAUAUUAAAAAAAAAAAAAAAAAAAAGCUGGCCUGCUGAGCCAGCCAUAUUUAAAGUAUUACAUCUGAGAAGAGUAGUUGAAAAUCAACAAAACUUUGUGUUUCUAAAUGAUCAAACUUGGGCUUGAAGAUGUUAUUGACUCUAGGUCUCCUGUCUCUGUUUACUUUUUAUUCAAAAUGCACUGAUUCUGUGAAUAUACCUUUGUAUAUUAACAAGGAAAGAAAGUAUGUGAAUUGACAUUAACUAGUAACUUUGAUUGUGUUAAAGGGAUUAUCGAUGGGUUUAAGGGAAAGAAUUGAUAUGCUUAAAGUUAAUAUAAAUGACUCAAUACUAUGAAAUCAGUUUUAAAAAGAUAUGCUUGAUCUUUGUCCUGAGAUUUCUGUUUUUGUUCAAAGGCAAAUUUCCUGCCUAUUAUGCAAAAACUGUAACAUUUCCUGGCCCUCAGUUCUUUUAAAAAAUAUGUAUGGAAGGUAGAAGAAUAGCAUUACUUAAGCUUUCCAUUUGUGCAACAUAUUUUUAAUUAUUAUCUAGAUUUAUAAGUAAUGCUUGAUAUAAAAUUCAUUUCCCAUAAUCUCUGUUUCAAUUCUGCCAUGUUUUAAACACACACACACACACACACACAUAUUUCUAGUCGAUACAUCCAUUCCUAGAGCAGGUGAUUCCACAGGAAUGCUUGUAUGUUAGUGAAGGGAUUCCUCCGACUUCAUAUAAAAUCCAUGCUGUUGUUUGAAAAGAGAGAGAGUCUCUAUUGUGCAACUCUCACACGUCCUGAUCCAUCUUCACGGUGUAACAGCCACAUUUACCUUUUUUAAAUAGAAUAAAUGGCUUUCUGUGCAAACAUA
Messenger RNA from Eptesicus fuscus (big brown bat), 2768 nucleotides. RefSeq names its product solute carrier family 18 member B1 (gene SLC18B1). The record is from RefSeq and is a predicted model, not a curated record. Gene Ontology annotation, molecular function: transmembrane transporter activity. The transcript has 14 exons. Gene Ontology annotation, biological process: transmembrane transport. The coding region runs from base 140 to 1522 and encodes 460 amino acids. Lineage: Eukaryota; Metazoa; Chordata; Mammalia; Chiroptera; Vespertilionidae.